AUGGCGGCGAGCACAUCAGCAGGGCAAACUAGGACCAAAGAUACUUCAUCAGCCUCCGUCCUCUCAAAAGAACAGGACAGUGAUGUUUUUCCAGGUGAACUGCAGGACUAUGUGGUGGACUUCCUGGAAACGGAGGUCCUCAGCGACCUGAAGUCCCUCAAACAUGUAGGAUAUCUGCUGGACAAACUGAAGAAGGAAAACAUCGAGCUGGAGGAACAGGUAUUAAGUGUAUCCGAUUCUGUCCCUCCUAAAGUGUUUGCAGCUCUGUCUGCAGCUGAGGAGGCCAGAUGUUCUCUGGAGGACCUGAUGCAGAGAGAGCAAGUCAUCUCAGAUGAGCUGCAACAGCAUCUACAGAAAGCCCAACCUUAUAUGGACAAUUUUGGACAAGCACUUAACCAAGUGGACAUCAUUGAGAGACACAUGAAAUACUUGAGGUGUCUUCAGUAUAUUGAGGAACUCAGCUCUGCAGUCCAGCAGUGUCUGAUGACGAACAGUGUAUGGGAGGCCAUCAAGGCCGUAGACAACAUGGCUGCACUAGUUGCUGGACUAAAUGAGUCAAGAUGUUCACACCUUCAGAACUUCCUCCGAGAAACACUUCACUUCUGGCACAAGAUCAUCAAAGACAGAUUGGCCAGUGAUUUUGAGAAAGUGUUGACUCAGCUUCACUGGCCGAUCCUCUCGCCUCCUGCCCAGUCGCUGACACCCACUGCCAAUUCUCAGGAGAUCCACAGCCAGCUGGAGGUGCUGGUCUCACAGCUGCUGGCCCUGCAGACCUCUGAUGACAUAAUCUCUCAGAGUCCAUCGGCCUCCCGUUCAGAUGCUCCCUCUGCCUCUCCUCAGUCUCAGGCACCUCCCCUCUGUCUUCCCAUCCAGAUCAUGCUGCUGCCUCUGAGCAGGAGGUUCAGAUAUCACUUUUAUGGGAAUCGACAAACCAACUCCCUCAGCAAGCCAGAGUGGUACCUCACACAGGUUCUGAUGUGGAUGACCUAUAGCUCAACAUUCCUAGAGGAAAAGAUUCAACCUAUCCUGGAUCGAGCAAGUGCCACCAUUAAGGCCAGGGUGGAGCUGUGCAGAGGUCUCCUGUCUCUGGUUCAGGACAAGGUGGCCGUCGAUGCGUCUCGGCUGCUCUAUGAUGAUGGGCUCUUCUGUCACUUGGUGGAGGAGGUGCUGCAGUUUGAGAAGGAGCUGCGGACCCAGCAGUUGUACCCAGCGGCCCUGCCUGGUCUCCUGCACCUCCUGCUCGACGAUGCAGUUCUGCAGAAAUGGCUCACCAUGGAAAAGAAGAUGGCAGUGGAGAAAGUGGAUGCCAUGUUGUCAGCGGAGGGAGCGUGGACAUCUCAGUACAAAGACAUCAGUGACAUGGACGAGCUAAAGGCUCCGGACUGUGCUGAGACUUUCAUGACUCUACUUCAAGUCAUCACUGAUCGCUACCGGGCCUUGCCAUGUCCAUCCGCUCAACUGAAGUUUCUGGAGCUGCAGAGAGAACUUGUAGAUGACUUCCGUAUUCGACUCACCCAGGUGAUGAAGGAAGAGUCUCGUUGUCCAAUGGGUGUCCGUUAUUGUGCCAUCCUUAAUGCUGUCAAUUACAUUUCAACUAUUCUCGGAGACUGGGAAGACAAUGUGUUUUUCCUGCAGUUGCAGCAGACAGCAGUGUCACUUGGUGAAGAGGCGGUUCUGGGAAACCUGGGGGUGAUGGAGAUCGGGCGACUGGCGUCCCUGGAGGGUUCUCUGUUCGAAGGUCUCUUAGCUUUGCUGGAUCGACUAAAAGCAGAUAUGAUGGGAAGACUACUGGAUGGGAUAAUGAGAGAAAUCUCUGAAAAAGCAAAGCCAUACUGUCAAGACAGGUGGUUAUCCUUACCAUCCCAGCAGGACCAGUCCAUCAUGUCCCUGUCAAGUUCAGCCUGUCCCAUGAUGCUUUGCGUGAGGGACAGAUUAUUGAACCUUCAUCAGGUCCUCAGUGUUACUCUGUUCCAACUGGCCUGGCAGGGCCUGGCAGAACGGCUGGACAACUUUCUUUACCAGGAUGUCAUCCUGUCGAAUCACUUCAGUGAUGGAGGAGCAGCUCAGCUUCAUUUUGACAUGACCAGAAACCUGUUUCCUUUGUUUGGACACUAUUGUAAAAGACCUGAGAAUUUUUUUAAACAUGUUAAAGAAGCAUGCAUCAUUUUAUGCCUCAAUGUGGGCUCUGCUAUUCUUCUGAGGGACCUUCUGAAGGAGUCGGAGGAAGAGACGGGGGACUGGAAAAGUGGGGAUCCUUCACCGGAGUCUGCAUUAAAUGAGUUGGGGGUUUACUGUUUAGCAUCAUGUGACGUUUUGAUUCUCCUCAACCUCAGAGCCUCCUGGCCUGGACAGUAAUAAUUCCACCUGGUAAUAUUUAUCCAUGUGUAACUGAUUCAGUCAUACAUUGUUUGAUUUUUCUUACUAAGACAUUUUCCUAAUUGAUUUUGAUCUCCUGUAAACAAGGUCAUUUUUCAGAGGAAUCAUUUCCAAUUCUGCAUUGUCAGCAGUGUCGUUUUUGUCAUUGUUAUAUUCACUCUUUCAUGGAUUUUAUUUUUUAAACCAUUUGACUAACGUUUAUCAUUCACAAAUAUACGUCAUAAUCUGUGUUCUUGUGCAAUACACAUUAAACUCAACUGACCUUCACUGUCCUUA
Molecule: messenger RNA, 2652 nt
Organism: Sphaeramia orbicularis (orbiculate cardinalfish)
Lineage: Eukaryota; Metazoa; Chordata; Actinopteri; Kurtiformes; Apogonidae
Gene: rint1
Product: RAD50 interactor 1
Exons: 15
Coding region: 1-2355 (784 amino acids)
Biological process (GO): retrograde vesicle-mediated transport, Golgi to endoplasmic reticulum; regulation of ER to Golgi vesicle-mediated transport; endoplasmic reticulum to Golgi vesicle-mediated transport
Cellular component (GO): Dsl1/NZR complex
Source: RefSeq, a predicted model, not a curated record